Molecule: messenger RNA, 1678 nt
Organism: Paramecium sonneborni
Lineage: Eukaryota; Ciliophora; Oligohymenophorea; Peniculida; Parameciidae
Source: the annotation of a GenBank genome assembly
AUGUAGUCAUAAAAUUCUUUUACUUUAUUUGGUAAUGCUCAAGUAAAUGAAACAGAGUCAAACAGUGAAGUAAAGAAAAAAAGAGAUGAUUUUGCUACAGAAAUCAGAUCAAGAGAUAGAAACAAUCUAAUUAAUCUAAAAAGAUUAGCUUAAAAUGUAGUUCAUGUAUUUAUUCAAUUUUAGAAUUAAAAUACCCAAAUUUAAGAUUAAUUUCCUUUGAUUCCAUUAACACUUCCUUUAGAUAUCUAAUAAACUUUAAAAUAAUAAUAAGAAGUCUUAUAAAAGACAUCAUUUACAUUUGAAGAUUUCCCAGAUUUAAUAAAAAAAAUCUAUUCUUAGGAUGUCGUUUAACUUCAUUAUGGAAUUACAGGUUUAAGAAAAAUGCUUUCAGUUGAAGUAAAUAUUAGAUUUAAAUAAAGAGUGGUGCUCCUAUCUAAUAAGUAAUAGAUGCAAAUUUAGUACCAAAGUUAAUAGAAAUAAUAUAAAAAGAAUAAAUUCCUCAAUUAAUCCUUGAAGCUGCUUGGGCAUUAACCAAUGUGGCAAGUGGAACUACUUAAUAAACCUAAUCAAUUAUAGACAAAGGAGGAAUCAAUUUGUUCAUAAAGUUGCUGAGUUCACAAUAUAGAGACAUAGCAGAAUAAGCAGUUUGGGCCAUAGGUAAUAUUGCCGGAGAUUGUACAUAAUAUAGGGAUCUAAUUUUAAAAUUUGGAGGAGUUGAUCCACUUAUAACUAUCAUAGAAAACGCUCAAAAUAAAAAUACAAUCAAACAUUGUACAUGGUCUUUAAGUAAUUUAUGUAGAGGUAAACCAAUUCCUGAAUUCAGAGUAAUUAUUCAAAAUUAAUAUUAAAUAGUAUGUCAAAAAUGCAUUACCUAUAUUCUGUAAAAUAAUCAUAAAUGAAAUUGAUCCAGAAGUAUUAACUGAUGCAUGUUGGGCUCUAUCAUAUCUUAGUGACGGAGAUAAUAGUAGAUUAUAAACUGUUAUUGAUUCUUAAGUUGUCCCAACAUUAAUCAAAUUAUUAGAUCAUUCUUCACUUUAAUUAGUUAUUCCAACAUUAAGAAUCCUAGGUAAUGUUGUUACUGGGGAUGAAAAUUAAACUACCUAUGUACUAAGCCAAGGAUUGCUCAGUAAAAUUCCUAAGUUGCUUUCUCAUGAUAAAAAAGCUCUUCGAAGAGAAGUAUUAUAUUUUAAUUAUAAUAGGCUUGUUGGACCAUUUCUAAUAUUACUGCUGGAAGUAAUAAUCAAGUUUCUCAAGUUGUUAGAGAUGCACCUAUUCUUGAAUAACUCUUCGCUCUUAUGACUAAUGAUGUUGAAGAAAUAGUUCGAGAAGCUACUUGGGCCAUUGCUAAUUCUACCAAAAAUGGAAGUAAUUCAGAUAUUUAACUUCUGGUUUAAAAAGGAUUAUUAAAUGUUUUUAAACAUUUACUUUAGGGUGAAGACAUCUAAAUAUUGAAUGUUGUUCUUGAAGCCCUUUUUAAUGUUCUCAAAAGAGGUAAUAUUCUAUUCUAUAUUACUUAGGUGAUUAAGAUUUCUAAGAUGAUAAUUAUUAUUUAACUACAAUUGAACAAAAUGGAGUUAUCAAGAGAAUUGAAGAUUUACAAAAACAUUCCAAUCAAAAUGUUUAUUAGAAAUGUUUUAACAUAUUAGAAUAAUAUUAUGAAGCAGAAUCUGAAUUAUGA